AUGCCUGAGCCUUGCAGGAGAGACGCAGCCCUUUGGCAGCUCAUAGAAAAAGGAUCGAAGCCACAGGCCCAGCAUGUUCAGGAACAUAGGGAUAGUGGCAGGGACCUGCUGACAGGGUUUCUCUUGAAGGUUGGGCAUGAGCCUCUACCUCCAACUGUUGGAAGAAAUGUGCUGGGAAGAAAAGUACUGUACCUGCCUGGCUUCUUCACAUACGCCAGGCACAUUGUGGAAGUCGAUGGGAAAAAAGGCCUCUUCCGUGGUCUUACUCCUCGGCUCAUCUCAAGCACUUUAUCCACCAUCACCAGGGGGAGCGUGAAGAAGGCCUUUCCACUGGAGGACAUGGAGCACGUUUCUAACAAGGAUGAUGUGAAGACUUCCCUCAGGAAAGUGGUGAAAGAGACAUCUCAUGAGAUGAUGAUGCAGUGCGCGUCCCGGGUUGUCUCACAUCCCCUGCACGUGAUCUCUAUGCGCUGCAUGGUCCAGUUCGUAGGCCGGGAAGUCAAAUACAGCGGUGUGUUCAGCGCCAUUGGCAGGAUAUUUAAGGAAGAAGGGAUCCUGGGAUUCUUCGUCGGUUUAGUCCCUCACAUCCUGGGGGAUGUCAUCUUCCUCUGGUGCUGCAACCUCUUGGCUCACUUCAUCAACACAUACGCAGUGGAUGAUAACUUCAGCCAGGCAUCGGUGAUCCGGAGCUACACGAAGUUCGUGAUGGGGAUUGCUGUGAGCAUGCUGACGUACCCGUUCCUUCUUGUGGGAGAUCUCAUGGCAGUGAACAACUGUGGGUUGUGUGCUGGCCUCCCUCCCUACGCUCCUGCUUUUACAUCCUGGAUCCACUGCUGGAGGUACCUCAGGGCUCAGGGCCAGUUGUUUCGCGGCUCCAGCCUGCUCUUCCGCAGAGCGCCUGCGCAAGCGGCCUGCUUCCCCAUCGAUUAACUCCCUCGGCUCACAGGAAGAGGUGAUGAACUUGGACUCCUCAAGAAACCCUAAGCUUGUUUUGAUACAUACGUAUUUUUCCUUUUCAAUCCGAAGUCCAUGGUACCAGAACAAGCCACCUCCUCUCCAGCAAGGCCAGUGACAAACUGGCCUGCGGAGAGCUGGCUUCAGACUCCAGCCAAGCCAAAGCCCCUCCUUCACGGCUAGUUCGACUGUGAUGUGUAGCAGAGAAAGUAGAAGGGAGUUGGCCCUUUGGUCCAGGCUGUUGGUCUGGAGUCACUGGAACAGCCUGUUUUAAAGUGGAAAAGGCCCAGGUACUAAACAAACCAGCCCCAAGGCAUUUGCUGGGAGCCAGUGUGGGGACAAAAGACUGCUUCAUUCCGCCUGAGCUGAGAAGAGGCGAAAGAUCCAAGGUUGCCUUGCUGGGAAAGCCACGCUAACAAAUCUCCCAUCUUGUCUCUUCUGGGCAAGCAUUUGUGUGACCAGUAGCUCAUCCUGGGCAAGGUCAACCCUGGGACCCAUAGCUAAAGGUUUUGUGAGUACCUGAGCACUAGGGAAUGCUCCAUCUCCUGUGGUCAUGAAAAGGAAAUAAUAUUGAAACACAUAAGGGAAACAGCAUCCCAAAGAUGCAGAUACAACUUGUCUCCAGGACAGGGUUGGGACUUGAACUAAAAAUGAAGGCAGCACUUGGGGUGGGAUGUGCACUGUGCACGUUAACUGCUCCAGGAAAGCCUUUUGCAGCAGUCUGGUUCAGUGGGAUCAACUGUAUUUAGGAUAUAACCAAUGGUUAUAACCAAUGGCUCAGUCCUGUUGGGUAUAACCCAGACAAGCAGGGUGUACACAUCCCUAGGGUGAGACAGGUCCAGGUGUCGCUGCUUCACCUAAUGGACAAGGAGCUGUACAAUACUGUGCUGGGCUGCUGCAUGGGAUUUUCCUGCUAACAGGCUUGCCUUCCAAUAUGGACAUUAGGUCUGUUACUGUCUGGAGUAAAGGAAUAGACCUUUAGAUGGCAAAAGACUUGAGACAUCAUGAUCAUGGGCUCUUCACACAUGCAGGGACUUGAAGAUGCUCAGAUGUGGCUGGGCAUUUGUGUAGCAGAGCCCACCUGCAACAGCAGGGCAGGAUUUAGCCUCAGCUCCCCAGACAGCAGUUUUUUUUCCACCAGCCUGUGCUGUUACUACAGCCAGGCAAGCUUCCCCCAUUUCAGUUUCCCUCCUACUCCACAAAGGAGUUUUUUUGCAACUGGUUCAGCAUACUGCUGGACUUCCCUGUUGCAGGACCCAGGAAGAACUUCUGGGGGCCAGGAGCAGGUUUCCAUGUGCUGCUGCAAUGCUGCUAACACACACCGAUGUCCUGACCAGCAGCCCCAGGGCGUUUCCAGGUGUUUCUCCUGCACCCUAGGUGACUUCAGUUCUUGAUACCUGCAGGGUUUUGAGAGGUAGCUGGGGUCACAUCCCAUGCCUGUCCUUCGGGGACCCAGCCUGCUGUUGCACAGAGGCUUUACUCCAAGAGAUGGAGUUGAUCUGCACCUCCAAGCCAGGGCCUGAGGGACACAGUGACAGGAUUUGUGUUUGCUGGGACCAGCAGUCCCGAGCCCAGCUCCCUUUGGUGUUGUGCGGUCAGUCCACUCCUUCCUUCCCCCUCAGCCUUCCUCCAGUACAGCUUAUAUUAAAAUCACAAAACUAAAAUAAUGCAUGGUCCUAUUCUGUAACAUGGGAGAUUCUUUCAAAGAGGUUUUAACUGCUCCAAAAUACAGCUAUUAAAAACCA
Messenger RNA from Struthio camelus australis, 2699 nucleotides. NCBI's taxonomy places the organism in Eukaryota, Metazoa, Chordata, Aves, Struthioniformes, Struthionidae. The record is from RefSeq and is a predicted model, not a curated record.